Messenger RNA from Helobdella robusta, 6096 nucleotides. RefSeq lists its product as hypothetical. The transcript has 2 exons. NCBI's taxonomy places the organism in Eukaryota, Metazoa, Annelida, Clitellata, Rhynchobdellida, Glossiphoniidae. The record is from RefSeq and is a predicted model, not a curated record. The coding region runs from base 1 to 6096 and encodes 2031 amino acids.
AUGGGCUUUGAUAGGACCUCACCUCUGGCAAACCAUUCGAACGAACCCCUGACGAGCAGGCGCGUGUACAAUUGGAACACGACUCAUUUCUACCCAGAUGUGCCCAAGGUCAACAUCGAUCUGACCUUCCAGGCUCCAAACAACCUUGACAUUAACCCUGUUAAAUAUUUUGAAGACCAAUCAAGAUCGAGCUCUGCGCGACCAACUUUUAUUUCGGUGUCAAGGAGAGGAUCCUUAUCAGACGACAAUAACUACAACAACAGCAACAACGGCAGCAAUUUCAACAUCAACAAAAUCUACAACCUUGAUCAACCCUAUAGAAUGAUGAUGAAAAAUAAACACAGAGAUAAAAACAACAACAACCACCACCACAACAAAAAAAGAUCAACCCAGAGAAGGCAUUCAUACGGUGAUAUCAUAAGAUGUGCUUAUAAAUCUGGAGUCAGGUGUGCUGAUGAUAGCAAUAAAGUGAAUUAUGAUAAUAUAAAUAAGAAUGCUAGCAGUAAAAUCAGUAAAAUCAGUAACAACAUUAAUAACAAUAAUAACAUCAAUAAUAUGAAUAAUGACAACAACAAAAAGUUCAGUAAUUUUCAUCAAGGCAAAAGAAACGAUAAUAAAGUGAUUUUACUCGAAAAUGAUGAUGACUCAAAAGAAUGCAAGAGUAUAAGUCAGGAUGAUGUUGAGGAAGAUGUUUAUAUUGAUGAUGGUGUGAAUGAUGGGGACAACGAUGAUUUGGAUGAUGGUGAUGAAGAUAAUGAUAUCAAUAAUGAUUACAUUGAUGAUAACAAUGAUGAUAAAGGUGAAUAUAGGCUUGAUAAUUUUGAAGGCGUCAAUGUAUCCAGUGACGACGACGAUGAUGAUGAUAGUGGCGACGACGACGACGACGAUGAUGAAAGCGCGGAUGAAAAUAAUGAUAACAACAUUGACGAUGAUGAAACGGAUGAUAUCUGUGUUGGGGAUGAUAAAGAUGGAAACGAUACUACAACUAAUAAUAAUCUGAUUAAAAGAAGUGAUAAUGAUAAUAACGGUACUGACAAUAAUAAUACUAAUGAUUAUAAUAAAAAUAAUAAUAAUACUAAAGAUGACGACGACGAUGAUGGAGAUGAGAAAAUGAAUUUUGUUGAGAAAUUAAGAAUGUAUGAGCAGAUGCUCAAAAGGUCAUCUGCCUCAGCAAGUUCAUCAAAGAAGGUUACAAAAUUGACAACCAAGAACGUUACUGUCGGUAGUGUUGGUAACUGCAGCAGCAGCAACAAAAAUAACACUAAUAAAAAUAAUAAUAACAAUAAUGAUGUCGUCAUUUCAAUCAGUCAGGGUGGUGAUUAUUAUGAGGAAGAUUACGAUGGUAAUAACGAAGAGAAUGAUGGCGAUAAUGAUGACGAUGCAGCUUGCGUGAAGAAAGCAAAAGUGUUUAAAAAACAGCAUAGUAACUCUACAAAAAGUCGACAGUCAUCAUCGUCGUCAUUAUCAUUCACCAAACAAAAACACGCCAAUCAUCAAAAACCUGAGCAGCAUAAACCGCAACAACAUUAUCUACAACAACAACAACUACAUCAACAUCAACAACAACAGCUAUAUCAGCAACAACAAAUGACUCAUCACAUGCAACACCAGUACAAAUUGCCGCCUAAGCAAGUGCCUAAUUUGUCAGAACUUUCAUCUCAACCUCAGCAAGCUAGGAAGAAAGAUUCGUUUCAGCAAAAAACUCAGAAACGACAACAAAUGACUCAACAACAUCAACAAUCAUUACAACAACAGCAACAAUACGUACUACAGACUAAAGAACAUCAAAGUUUUCAUCAACCACAAUCAAUACAAAAACAUAAACAACCUAAUCAACAACAUAAACCGCCUAACCAACAACAAUUUCAACAUCACAAACAAGCAAAAAAACAGCAACCACUUCAGCAGCAACAACAACAAAAGUCAGAACGGAUCAAUCAGCAUCAAAUACAGGCAACAUCACCAAAAAAUGUUGACUACAUCGGCAAUCUACUGCUGAAGCAUAAAAACAAUACACUCAAAAACAACCCACCAACAUCAACGAGUGUAAUUCCUCCUCCACUACAAUACAACAUUUGCAAUAGUGACAAAGUAAGUGACAUUAAUACUAAGGACAUUAAUCACAUCAUCAAUGGAAACAUCAGGGAAAACAUCAAUAACAACGUUAUCAACGCAAAUGCUAACAUUACAAAAAAUGUCAACAACGUUAAUUUUGUCAAACCGAAAUCCAAAUCGAUAUCUCCAAAGACGACGACGACGGCGACAACUUCGUCAGAAACAACAUCAGCAAGCAAGACCAUGGACCACAUCCCGUGCUCUGUCAAACCGCCAAUACACCCUAGACCUACGUCACAGCACAGCAAGCUUGAUUGGUUGUAUGACGUCAACAUCAACAACAUCAAUACAAACAUCAACAACAUCAAUACAAACAUCAACAACAUCAAUACAAACAUCAUCAACAGCAUCAAUGACAUUAACACAAGCACAAACAUCAUCAACACCAACAACAGUACAAACAUCAACACUAACAGUAUCUUCGCUAACAUCAAUGCUAAUAUCAUCAAUGGCACAAUUAACGACAGCAAUUAUAUUAAGAAUGAUAGCGAUAUUAUUUUGAGAAGAAAUGUUAACGUUAACCAAGAACACGACCAUUGUGAUAACAAAUUUUAUCCUCAUCAUCUGCGUCAUUCUUCUAAUGAUACAACGUCUUACGUCAAUCCAACUUAUCAUUUGAAUGAUGUCACCAAUCACCAUUUAGAUGACGCUUCUCAAUAUAUCACCCAAUCGCAUUCAAAGAAAAAUUAUGGACAUGAGAGUGACCCAGAGACGUCUACAUGUUUCAGCAUCACUGGCUUCUGCAAACAACCACAACAACAACAACCACAACGUAGACAACAGCUUAGAAAACAACACAGUCUACAGCCAAAUUUACUAAAUUUUCAUAAAGAUAGCAAUCUUCAUUACAAUAGGCACGAAAUUGAUAUAGAUAACAUUGACCACGUUAUUCAGGUUAACAACAGCAGUAGAAACAUCAACAAAAACAAGACAAGCUAUAUUCAUGAUAAUAACAACAACAACACUAGCAUCAACAACAUUAAUGACUUUUUGCCUCCUCCACCAGAUUAUUUUUUUGAAACUAACUUGAAGAGCAAUAACAAUCCAAUCAACAGUUGCCAAAACAUCAGCAAUGAGCCAAACAGCAACAACAACAUAAGAAAUAAAUUGCAUGAGUUGAACAGCUUGAGUCCAGCUGAAAAAAGAAAACCAAUUUUAAGCUGGGGCAACUUAGAAAAUGAGUUUUCAUUGCUAAUGAGAGAUGAUGAGUCACUGCAUACAAAACGACAACAGCGAGAAUUUGGUAUGCAUGCACAAAAUCAACAACAACUGUUUUAUCAACAAUGCUUGAAUAAACAGUCGACUUUACCCGAACAUCAAUGGCAACAGUUCUUACAACAACAAAAUUACCAACUACAACAAAAUUUUAAACAAAACUAUAAGCCAGCACAGAAUCCCCAACAACACCAUUCACAACAGCAAAUACAACAACAACAGCAAUCGCAUCAACAACACUUACAGCAGCAACAACAAUUACAACAACAAUUACAACAACAGCAAUUACGACAACAACAACAAUUACAGCAACAACAAAUACAUCAAAGUUAUGCAAUCUUUGAAAAUGACAAUAAGAUUGAGCUGGUUUUCAAGAUACCAGAAAGAAGCCAACCAAUCAAACCAUAUCAAAGUACUACUGUCAUCAAAAAUAACAUCAACGGCAAAAGCAGUAAUGAUUACAAUCACGUUCUUAAUGCAAGUAAUUUUCUCAAAAUUGCGGUACCCAAAUCUCAGGAUAGAUCAGAGUUGUACUUAAUUUCAGGAGAUGCUAACAAUUCACACAGUUCUGAAAAUAACUAUUGCAAGAAAGAUGACGAAAAAACGAUUCAGUUUACCAAUCAAUCGGGUGGUAAUAAUUUUAACAAAAAGGUUACAAAUUUUCCUCAGCAAGUUGUUUCAUCUUUGAAAUUUCAGCUGCAGCAUGGCCAGCAAAAUUUGAUCACCUCAAGCAAUCAGCAGACGAAACGUGAACAACUGAAAUCCGCUGACAGCGUUUCAAUGAGACACCUCCAUAAAUCUGCUAGCUUGGGUUAUGACGUCACAAGUCGGAGUGAUGAUGACGGUGGUGAUGACAACGACGACGACGAUGAUGAUGGUGCACCAGUUAGUGUUGCUGCCAUCAAGGCUAAAUUGUUUGGACCCAACGAAGAAAAUGCUAGUUGCCUGCUAAACUUGAAGAAAUUAAAUUCCAAUAAAUCUAGCGUUAAGGAUGCAAUCUCCAAGUCAUCAUCAACGCCUCAUUUGAACAAAGAUACUGCUGGCAGAAAUAACAACGCAGUUUGUUUUUCAAAUAAAAUCAUUCAAUACACCAAAAAACUAUCAAAUGAUUCUAACGUUGAUAACAAGCAAUCAAAAGUUUCUUUAAUUCACUCGAAAUCAAAAAGUGCGUUCUACAAUUAUUUGAGCGAUGGAUCAGCGUGUUCAAGUGAUGCAGUUAAGCAGUCGAAGAGAUCCAUUGCAAGAGGUGGGGCCGAUCAUUAUGAUGCCAACUUUGUCAAAUCUAAUCCUGAUUUGAGGAAGGAAUUCAAACAAAUAUCAAAGUAUCCCAGAAAGCUGAGAAGUGGUGGUGACAAAAUUGACGGAUCACUGAAUGUACAGACACAACAGAACAAACAACAACAGUUUCAACAACAACAACAACAACAACAACUUAUAUUUGAUAAUAGUAUUGCAGAGAACAGGGGGUUGGAUGUGCCUACCAAAUGCUGUUUCGCUUCCAAACAGACCACCAACGUUAUGAGGUCACGUUCACUGCACCAGCCUGAUCUACGAAAAGUUGCACUUGAAAAUAAUAAAAAUAAUAACAAGAAAAGUAAAAACAACAACAACAAUAAUAAUAAAAAAAUAAUUUUGAUGAGAAGGAGAAGUAGCAGCUGUGGGGUGGCCAGACUUGUUGAAUUGUUUGAAAAAUCUCAAAGUGUUCCUAAUUUGAUUGAAGAGAAUUUAUUCUUGGAAUCAUAUUCAGAGACUGGGGAAGUAAUUGAUCAUUUGAAAGAACAAGCCAACGAAACAGAAAAUAAACUCGUGCCAAGCAAUCAUCUUAAACAAAACUCCAAAAACAAUGUGAAACCAUUCAAAAGUUCAGAUUCUGGCUACUUGGAAGGUGAAAAUGAAUGUUUAACUGAAAGAAAUAAAUCUAAUAUUCAUUUGAAAUCUUUUGGGGUUGUCCAUGAAAAUAUGAAUAAAAAUGACAGCCACAAUAAUACUAUUAAUAAAACCAGCAAAAAUCAUUCAAACAAUGGCAGCCGCAACUUUUAUAAUGCUGAUGGAGAUAGAUGCAAGCAUAAUAAUGUUAACCAGUUUCACAUGACCCAUCAUUUAAAUGGUCUAAGUGAUUUUAGCAUGCAACACAGUGGUCAAAGUGCAGGCGUUGCUUCCAACUUGGAAGAGCUUAACGGUGACUUUGAACAAGAAAGAUCUAAACUUGCAAAGAAUGUCGUGACUAAAGUUAGCAAAGAUGUUAACUGUUCUGGUAUAAAUUCUAUGAACAACGAGACACUUGCAGGCACAACUAUCUCAAAUGAGAAUUCUCAAACAAGAUCCAACCACCUUUUCAACAACUGCAAAAUUAACAUGAAACAUAAAGAGGAAAAUAUUGAUCCGAUGUACUAUCAGAGAUUUGAGUUGAGCGAUGACACAGGUGAUUUAACAGAUUGCACUGACAUCACUAUCGACGCCAUCCUCGCCCCAAAUCAACUCACAGCUUUCUCGCCACUGAACUUUGAUUUCUCUGACUUAGAAGCCACACCUCAAUACUCUGCUCUCCCGUCAUUACACAAGAACAAAAAUAAAACUGACAAACAUAAGCAAGCAGCAAUUAGCAAAACGGUUAAUCAGAUCAUUGUUCCUUUAAGAAGUGACUCACCUGAUGAACAUGACAGAAAAAGUAAAUACGACAGAAACUCUGAAAGGAGGCAAUCCAUUAAAGAAAUUGUUGAUUCUUUUGAGGAAUUAAACUCUCAACUAAGAAAGGCUAAACCAUGA